AGCUUUGAAAACAAACACAAAGCGCGCGGGACUCUCCCUACCAUCGCCCCAGGGGUCGGCCAAACAGGCUUUGACACCAGAAGAAAAAACAUCGCCUUUCUCCGAGAACGUGUCGUUCGAGUUCAUGGCGCGAAGUGGACCAGUCCGUCCGCCUGGCUGGACCGCGGCCUCAUGGAUAAGCCUGGGGAGUUGCAAGAAAAGGGUGCCCAGCGGCGCUACCUGCCGCAGCUCUUCCCGCGUCUUAAAAAUAGCCCAGGCUCACCUUAGUGCCAGAUGGGGGGUGCAAUUAGCCAGAGACUGGGCCACACACCAAAGCUUGUAACCCCUUCCCUUUCCCGCCCUUCUCCUCUGGGCACGGCCAUCUGGGCGCGGGAACAAUCUGUAUAGUGGGGCGUGCCCGGAGCCAUGGACCCAAACUGCAAACCAGGCCUAUAAUGGCAACCACUAGUUCCAGCACCGAUGGCUGCCACGCCCCUGCUGCCGUCCCCGGGCCAGGCUGGUUUCAGCUGCCCCUCCACCUGACCGCCUCGGAGCCUAAAGCCUCGCCCCGCCCCCCGCCCGGACGCGGCUCGCUGUGUCCUACCCACGUUCACGCCGUGACUCGGGAAACUCUCGUGUCCCCACGGCGUGAGGCUCCCGGGCGAUCGGAGCGCUCUGUCCCCCGGGCUGCGCUUGCGUUUUGAGGAUCUCGGGUCCUGUCUGGACGGAGUGCCCCACAAUCCAGCCUUUGUGAGCUCCAGAUAGCGGGGCACACCGCCGAGCUCCCAAGAGAUGACUUUGUGGCUCCGGAGCUUAGUUAGCAACGAGCCCUGCGCUGUAGAUCUCCCUCGCGAGUAACCUCUGUAUAAAAGCGAGCCUUCAGGCUGUACGGGAAUUAAAACAAUGUUUUAAUUCUCUGUGUUUUGAAUCUAAUUCCCCUGUAAGGUAUUUACCACCCUGAGUUUACAGAGCACAAACCGAGUCAUCUGGACAUCCAAGCGGCAAGUUUCCCACUUACCAGAGUCUGCUGCAACUGAAGAACCAGGCAGAUUGCAGCCGACCACCAGCCCUCCCCCCCACCAUGAACACCGUAGUCUUUAACAAAUUCAACAGCCAAGUGCUUUUUGAGGAAAACGCCAAAGAAAGGGAAAGUAACAGCCGGCCUUACCUGGGGGUCAUUGACAGCCCACAGCACCCCGAAGUCCACAUCCCCGACAGCCCUUCAAUUAAAGACAACCUCAGUCUUCGGAACAGGCGGACAGGGGCCCGGCAGAGCGGCGGGAAGGUGCGGCACAAGCGGCAGGCGCUGCAGGACAUGGCCCGGCCGCUCAAGCAGUGGCUGUACAAGCACCGCGACAACCCCUACCCCACCAAGACCGAGAAGAUCCUGCUGGCCCUCGGCUCCCAGAUGACCCUGGUGCAGGUAUCAAACUGGUUUGCCAAUGCAAGACGUCGCCUAAAGAAUACAGUCCGGCAACCAGAUCUCAGCUGGGCUUUACGAAUAAAGUUGUACAACAAAUACGUUCAAGGAAAUGCUGAAAGACUUAGUGUAAGCAGUGAUGAUUCGUGUUCUGAAGAUGGGGAAAAUCCUCCAAGAAACCAUAUAAAUGAAGGGGGAUAUAACAAACCAGUUCACCACACUGUGAUUAAAACUGAAAAUUCGGUGAUAAAAACAGGAGUGAGACCAGAGACAAGUGCCAAUGAGGAUUAUGUUUCACCUCCCAAAUACAAAAGUAGCUUAUUGAAUCGUUAUCUAAAUGACUCAUUGAGACAUGUCAUGGCUACUAAUGCAGCCAUGAUGGAAAAAACGAGACAAAGGAAUCAUUCUGGUUCAUUUAGUUCCAAUGAAUUUGAGGAGGAAUUGGUGUCCCCAUCAUCAUCGGAGACUGAAGGCAAUUUUGUCUACCGGACAGAAACUUUGGAAAAUGGACCCAACAAGUGUGAAAGCGCAGCUAACAGAAAAGGAACAAGCAAAGACGAAACAUACUGGAAGGAGAUCAAUGCAGCGAUGGCCCUAACAAACCUUGCCCAAGGAAAGGAUAAACUGCAGGGAACUACCAGCUGCAUCAUUCAAAAGUCAUCACAUAUAUCAGAAAUAAAGACUGUUAAAGUGCCAUUAGUUCAGCAGUUUUGAGAAAUUGUUACAUUUUUUGGUCAAAUGGACAUUCCUCACAGCAUUGGUUUUCAGUAAAAUCCGAUCCACAGCUAUGAAGCAAAUAUUGAAAAUAGAUCCUUUUAACAUUAUGGUCAGUUAAAAAAUUAAAAUGCACUCUCAGACCCAGACUUUUUCAUUGUAUUAAAUAAAAUGUUCAAUUGCUUCUAUAAAAGGCAUGUAAAUUAUAAAAUAAAGUCCAUUUUUAUCAAAAUAUUAACUUAUUUUAUGUUAAUCAAAGAGCGCAUAAAAUGUCUGCAUUGCUAUAACAAUAAGUGCCUUGCUUUCAAAAAAUAAGCUAUAACGUGGGCAUAGUACAACACAGUUAUGCCUCAAAAUGACAAUGCCAUUAACCUUAAUCUUUGUAUAUUAUUUCAAGUGAGCCUGAGCAGUCUAGGGCUGAACACAUUAUUGCUGGAAGCCCUUGAGAGAAUUUUUGUGUAUUUGACUUAUUCAAAUUGAUGACUGGCGAAUCUUAAUGAAAAUGUUUUGUUUUUUUUUAAAUCCACAGUAUUAUUAAAAAUUGUAUAGUCUGUUUUGUCAAAGUGACAAUGAGGUUGUUGUGCAUGUUUCUUACCUGUAUCUGCAGUGUGUUAAAAUACCAAAAUAACUCCUUUGAAAAGUGCAAUACUGUAGAAAACAUACAGGUUUAGGAAUAUUUCAGUCAUUCAAAUUAAUCUGAAUGCACACGUACACACAGACAUUGUGAUCAUUAGAGAUUUAUAGUGGAGAAGGUUGCAGCAAGACCAUCUGUACAGUCAAUUUGGAUUUCAUCUUUCUAAAGCUUUGCUAUUGACUUAUUGAAGUAGUUAUAUACAUAAACAAAACCAAUCUCUUCUGGUACCAAACUAAACCUAUAGUACAGUUUGUUAUUUGUACUGGAGCUCAAUAACUUUCCACAAUGGAAACUCUUAUUACUUUAAUAUGUCCAAAUGCUUUUAUUUUGUACAUACUGUAUCAAAUAAGGACAGUUGAUUGACAAUUCACAUUUCAAUGGAAAAAAAGACAUAAUCAAAACUAUAUAUACUCCAAGUUAAAACGCAAAUUAAAAACAUCUGGGACAUGAAACACUGAAAAAUAUCAGCAUGUAUUUUAGGAGGGUUUAAAGUCAAUGCUAAAUCAUGCGUUAAAAAUAACAUUUUAAGUCUCUAAACUUGACUGCUAUUGAGUGAUAUAAUCAAUGUAAAAGCAGAAAUUUGUGUUUGGUGUACAAGGUUUUCUUGAAUCGUACAACAAUAUCCUAACCAGUGCUUGAAUAAACAAUGGUGAAGCCAAAUAUAAUUUGUACUGAAUCAGUUACAGAAAACUGGAAAAGAGCUGAUUGUUCCCAGGGUUUGGAUAUUUUUUCCUGUGGGUAACCUAUCAGUUGUUAUUACUCGCCCUUUGGUCCUGGAAUGUUGACAUUGACAGCAAAACUCCCAUAUACUUCAGUGGAAGCAGGAUUGGGCCAAUAAUGAAACUACCCUACAAGCAUAGUCUGUUCCAGUUGCACUAAAAUAGUCAAGAUAUAUAGCAAAUAUCCUUUUUGUGACUUCUAGGACACUUCCCGAUGUAACAUACUAUUAUGUUGGGUUUAUUUAGGGUACAGUGAAAAUGAUUGAUAUGGAAAUAUUUUGUACAUAUAUAUUUUUACUUUGUUUUCUAAAUUGCUGAUUUGCAUUGACAUAAAGUGCCAAGCAGGAAACAUAUGUCAUGACUGUAUGAACAGUUGAAGUAUACCUCUUAUUGACUUGCAUCAUUAUGUAUUUAGAAUUCCAUGACAAUAAUUUUUGGUACCUGACUUACUGGAUUUUUGUCAUAAUAAUGUGAGUUUGUAACUAAGAACAGAAAGUAAAUACUUCACUCUUGUUCAUACUAUUAUAAGUUAUUCUGGUAUUAAAUAUUUUGUGACAAUAAAUUGAUUGUCUUGUCAAACUGUUCUGUUAGAUAUAUUCUCAGUGUUUUUAUUUGACUAAAUGACAACAAUAUUUGUCAUAUUGUUAAAAAUGAAAAGUACUUUCAGUGACUUCUCUGGGAUAAACUGGAGAAGACAAGCCAUUUUAGAAACAUGUGUUUGUCUUUUUUUAAACGAUCAAAGCACAAAGAAUAGCCUGAAAAAAACAUAUCAAGUAGGUUUUACAAUUAACAAAUACUUGCAUCAUUUCUUGUUACAAUUUUCUUUAAUUUAUUUUUUUCUGUUGCUGCUUAAAUGUUUUCUAAAAACAUAAAUGCUAAUAGGUUGUAUGUGUGUGUGGGUUUUUUUAAAUAACAAGGAUCAUGAUCAGUGCUGAGCCAACAGCUAAUGGAGACUCAAUAAUUAUUUAUGAUGUAGGAAAAACAAACAUUAUUAGUAUUGCUCUUUUUUGUUUCAACAUAUGUAACCAUUUUAAUAAAAUAAAUAACUGCAAACCACA
Messenger RNA from Caretta caretta (loggerhead turtle), 4524 nucleotides. It is a transcript of the gene MKX, whose product is annotated as mohawk homeobox. NCBI's taxonomy places the organism in Eukaryota, Metazoa, Chordata, Testudines, Cheloniidae. Gene Ontology annotation, biological process: cell development; muscle organ development; regulation of transcription by RNA polymerase II. The record is from RefSeq and is a predicted model, not a curated record. Gene Ontology annotation, molecular function: DNA-binding transcription factor activity, RNA polymerase II-specific; RNA polymerase II cis-regulatory region sequence-specific DNA binding. Gene Ontology annotation, cellular component: nucleus.